Messenger RNA from Musa acuminata AAA Group (dessert banana), 4309 nucleotides. RefSeq names its product protein PHYTOCHROME-DEPENDENT LATE-FLOWERING. The record is from RefSeq and is a predicted model, not a curated record. Bases 199 to 4023 code for a protein of 1274 amino acids. NCBI's taxonomy places the organism in Eukaryota, Viridiplantae, Streptophyta, Magnoliopsida, Zingiberales, Musaceae. The transcript has 12 exons. Gene Ontology annotation, cellular component: SAGA complex. Gene Ontology annotation, biological process: regulation of transcription by RNA polymerase II. Gene Ontology annotation, molecular function: transcription coregulator activity.
AGAAGGUAAAGGGAAGAGCUUUACAUCAGGAGGGGAAGGACAAGGCUCUUGUUGAUGCCAAUCGAGAAUAGCUCUUUGGGGCUUAGGGUUCUUGUAGGAUUUCCUAUCGCCAACUUUUGGCCGGACUGCGGAUCCAUGGCCCGCUAGAGAAGGGAGCGGCGGCGGCGGCGGCGGAGGAGGAGGAGGAGCAGGGGGGAGAUGGGGGUGUCCUUCAAGGUCUCGAAGACCGGGAAGCGGUUCCGUCCGAAGCCGACGCUGGUGCAGGAAGAGACCGGCCUAUCGGGAGAGAGCUCUCGUGUUCUCGUUCGUACUGGGUCGAAGCGCGAGGUUGAUAUCCCUGAGGCUGUAAAUGGUGUUGAUCAUCUAUUGCCAGAGCAUGAGGUCUCUUUUACCUUGAACCUUUUUCCGAAGGGAUAUUCCAUUGGGAAACCUACUGAGGUAGAGAAUGGUCAAACUCUACUUCAGGAUGUGAAGUCGUUGCAUCCAUAUGACAGGGCAUCAGAGAGCCUUUUUUCUGCAAUUGAGUCAGGUUGGUUACCAGGAGACAUUCUUGAUGAUAUACCUAGCAAGUACUUUGAUGGGGCCAUUGUCUGUGAGGUACGGGACUAUAGAAAUUGCACAUCUGAACAAGGAACUGUUAUUUCGGCUUCCAAUGUGGUUCCAAUUUUACAUAAAGUGCGAUUAAGGAUGUCACUGGAAAAUGUUGUUAAGGACAUGCCUUUAAUAGCUGAUGAUUCUUGGACGUAUAGUGACCUCAUGGAAGUGGAGGCACGAAUUUUGAAAGUUAUACAACCACGUCUUUGUUUAGACCCUACUCCAAUGUUGGACAGACUUUGUAAAGACUCUAGUGCUAGUAAGCUUAAUCUUGGUAUUGGUAAAAGGAGGAGAUUGCAACAAGUUUCUGAAGUGACUAUUACUAACAGUAUCGAAAAUUCUGAAAAGAAUACCUGCAUUGAUAGGAUACCCAUGAAUGCUAACUGUGUAGCAGGAGGUCCAGGAACCCAAAUAACCAAUGCAUCACUUCAACAAGUUUAUGAGAACAUUCCCAUGCAACAUGGAUCAAGUGGGAUUCCAUCUUUCAGACCUAACACUUAUGGACAGGAAGUCAUCAGAGCUGCCUUGCCGUUGCCUUCCCAGUCCAAGCUUCAACCAGCUAUCAACUCAGCUACUGUUGCACAAGAUCAUGCAUCUGGACUUCCAGGCAGUUUUUCUGGGGUUAAUGCAAAAAUGUCAUCAUCUCAGAACAUGAUGAGCUCUUAUACUGACACCAUCGGAAGUAAUUCUCCUGUUUCCAUGAAGCGGGAGAAUCCAGAUGCCCAGUUGACAUCUAUGGCAGCAGCCAUGAAGAGACAAAAGCAGACACCAAUAGGACUAGAUGGCAUUCAGCAGCAGCAGCAAACAGGCCCUCAAUUGGUUGGACUGGCAGGUACAGAUAUGCAAUGGAAAAACCAACUUUUACAGUCACAGCUAGACAUAAAGGGGAUUCAGUACUCUUCUACUUUGGCUGGUCAAAGAUAUCCUUCUUCCGCGAUAAAUAAUGUACCUAAUCGUGAGCAGGGAACAUCUUUUUACUUUAAUCAACAAGGUAUGAGAUUUGGUGCUAAGGAAGAACAGACAGAUAGGCAAGAACUUGAGAGAUCUAAAGAUGCUCUGGACUCAGAUAACAGUGCUCUUGAUCUGCAACAGUCACGAGCACAUUUGCUGCAGCACUCAUCUAUGAGAAACCAUCCUCCAACUGCUGUCCAGUGGACGAAUGCACGACCAGUACCUGAGAAGGACAUGGGAAAGGAUGAUGCACUUCAAAGGAGGAAAUCAGUGCCCAGUCCACGAGUCUCUUCUGGGCCCAUGGUUCAGUCGCCAGUGUCAUCAAGAUCGGGAGAGAUCUCUAGUGGUUCCGUAGGUGGGCAGUUUGGUGGUGUCGCAACAGCUUCUGCUAUGGGAGUGCAAAAGGAUAAGUUAGCAGCAAAUACUAAUGCUGCAAUUGGUGCCCCUUCUGUGACUUCUAGUCCCAGUGAUUCUGUGCGACAACACCAGACCUCAGGGACUGGUAAACGCAAACAAAAUUCAAAGACACCAGCUGUGAGUGCAGUUGGAUCUCCUGCCAGUGUUAAUAAUGUGAACUUUCCACUGAUUGCUAACAGCCCGUCAAUUGGGACUGCACCUGUGGGAGAUCAAGUCAUUCUUGAGAGAUUUGCAAAAAUUGAUGCGGUAGCCCAGAGAUACCAACUCAAUAUCAAGAAGAACACAGUCGAUGAAUAUCCUGCAAGGGAACCAGUACAGUAUUCAACUCAGCAACUUGCAUUUUAUCUCUCUGACUCAUUCAAUUGUGAAGAUUUCACAGACCAAAUAAAACCCAUGUCGAAGUCUCUAAUUGGUGGAACAAUCAAUACUUAUAAGGCCAGAACAAUGAACUUCUUGCGCAGUGAACGGCUGUAUCAAGUUCCUAUGAGGUUGACGAUGACUGAGAAGCCCUUUGAUGGCACGGUAUCAAUGCAGUAUGGAUGUGUGGAUGAUUCUGAUAGUCAUGAUUACCAUCUGACCUUGUCCACAACUCACCAUGCAGAUUUGCUUGCAGCACAGUUUGCUAUACUGAUGGACCGUGAUGGAUAUCAGAAAACUGACGAUCAAAUCCGACCUGUACCGAUCCGCAUGGUUGCUCCUCCAAGUAAUUUGGCCCCAGUUUCAGGAAUAAUGUCAGAUGGCACUGCAUCUGAAAUGAAACAAGCAGAACUAGCUACAGGUCAGCCACUGCAAGUAGCUGCCCCAGCUGUUGCCAAUGGUGUGGGACCUAUCAAUUCUUCCCAAAACCCUUCAACCAAUCCAAGAAUGCUGACAUCUGCAAACAACAGCCAGGCACUGGCGAUAUCACAAGGUUAUAUCCCAGGCGCUGCUAUGCCUGCUAGGAUACAGCAGGUCGAUCAAUCUUUGCUUCAACAGCAGCAACAGCAACAGCAGCUGCAGCAGAAUACACAAUCACAAUUGCAACAACAGCAACAACUUUCAGUCAGUCAUGUUCAGAGGUCAUCUCCACUGCUCACGACAAAUCCAAUCUCUCAGAUAAUGGGUCAGGCGUCAAAUCUGCAGAUGAACACUAAUCAGAUGGUAAACAGCAAGCCGACUCCUCUGCAGCUACAGAUGCUGCAGCAGCAGGCACAGCAACAGCAACAACAGCAGCCACAGCUUGCAAGGAAGGUGAUGAUGGGGCUUAAUCCAAAUAUUAGCAUGGGACACAGUGUGAUGAGUAUCGGUGGCCUGAGCAAUGUCAUAGGCAUGGGUGGUGUCCGCGGCAUAUCUUCCCCCAUGGGGCCUAUUUCAGGCUUGGGCAACAUUAGUCCCCACCAGAUGAACCUUGCAUCUGCAUCCAAUUUCAGUCCUGGUCCCCGCUCAAGUUCUCUUUCACCUGCCCAAGCUGCUGCCGCUGCAAUGGCAACAAAGCUGAGGAUGGCACAAAGUAGAGGUCUGUAUGGUCAGUCUGGAAUUACUGGUAUGGCAGGAAAUACCAACCAGAUGCAUCCAGGUUCGCCGGGCCUGUCUAUGCUGGGUGCACUGAACCGAGCAAAUAUGAGCCAGCGGGGUGGAAUGUCACCUAUGGGUCCUCCUAAAAUACCUGGAACCAACUUUUACCUGAAUCCUCAGCAGCAGCAACAUCUGCAACAGCACCUUCAGCAGCAACAGCUACAGCAGCAGCAACAACAGCAGCAGCAGCAGCAAAUGCAGCAGCAGAUAAGCUCUCCAUUGCAGCAGCCUCAGGUUGGUUCUCCACCAAUGGUGGGUUCCCCAACAGCCAUGGUGAUGCAGCACCAGCAGAUCAGUCCCCAACAGAUCGGCCAACAGACUGCAAUGAGUCCCCAACAGUUGAGCUCCGGUGCAUUGCAGCACAUGAAUAAUAGUGGUAAUCCUGCAGCUGCACCGGCGAGUCCGCAGUUGAGCUCCCAGACCCAUGGCUCUGUUGGUAGCAUCACAAGCUCCCCCAUGGAGCAGCUGCAAGGUGCAAAUAAGGCCGCUUCAGCCGGCAAUGUAUGAGUUCGUUCAGAUGGGAGUGUACCCAUGAUUGAUUAAUCUUCCUACAUAUUGCAUAGAGAGAUGGUGUUGGCAGGGAUCGACGAUUCAACUGUUAACAGCUUCAAUAAGCGAUUGGAAUCUCUUCAAACUGCAUGUAAAUAGCUUGUCUAGUGUAUCACGGGUUCAUGUAUGCUGUGAAUUCAUUGGACGAAUUGGGAAGAAACAAUGAUGCCUGCUCUGUAUAUUAAAUUAUGCUUUGUGACACUCCGUUAUAUUUUGCCUAUAAAGAUAUUGGUUUGAGUUGCAA